AAACAGGGGGGUUUGGAGGUGCAUGGAAUCACUUUUGUGUCCUUGUUUGGAGGACGGGUUUAUUUACCAGCCCGUCCUCCAAAUUUGUAUUUGUAGUAGGUGUCCAGACGUCCGCCCGACGUCAAGGGUGAACCAGGAGUCUCUGAUCGUAACAUAACUGAAAAGAACUCUGAUCAGAGUUCUCAACUUGCGGCCAACUUGCUUCAUUGGGCGGCCACACGGGCGAGGGUAAACAUCAGGGUUGAGACUGAGACGGCUGACAAGCAGCAGGUGGUGCUCAGGUGACGAGCAGCAGCUGCUGGUACUCAGAAAGAAACAUAAGUGGAAUUAACAAGAAAAGGCAGAUAGAAUGGGAAAUUCCAGUGUGAAAGAAGCUACUGAGAAAGCCGAAGGUGAUCGUAGUCUAGAUCUUUCUUGCAAAUUCACUCCGAGUCAAUAUCUCAAGCACACAUCUGGAGAAUUUAUUGAAGGGUGCCUGUCUGCUCUGCCAUGGGAGAUAUAUUACAACGCUGUCUCCAUGUAUGAGAUAGUAAAUGCAAGUUUUAAUUUCAUAAAUGAAAUUCCAGAGGAGCUAAGUCUUCACGUACCUCAUCUCCGGUGUCUGAAUAUUAGUCACAACCAGAUCACCAACCUUCCUAGCUCCUUCAAUCUUCUGCUGCAUCUCCGAGUGCUGGACCUAUCACAUAACAAGUUGAGGGUAUUACCUGACCCUAUUACCCGCUUACCACAGCUUCAUACCCUCAAUGUGGCCAAUAACUGUCUUGGUGAACUUCCAGCAACUGUGUCAAAGCUCCAGAAUCUGAAGAAACUUAAUGUGAGCAACAAUCGUCUGCGAGCCCUUCCUUGCAGCUUGGUUGAGUGCCCAAAGCUGUGUGUUUUAGUCACUCAAGGAAAUGACCUCAUCCACCCACCUCAAGCUAUUUGUGAUAUUGGAUCACAAGUCACACUACAGUUUUUAAGAGAGAGACACCUACCUGCUGUGCAGCCAGGUUCCACAGUAAAGAGAAAUGUGUUUGCUCGAGUAAGAGGACAACAAGUGUUGGCUAGUGUAUCAAACCCAGAAUCUGCUAGCAUGGAAUACCGUCAAGCCCAGGGAACUUCUCGGACGAGCAAGCGCAAGUGCCCUCUGAUGCUACCAGUUUCUGCCACUACCCUUAAGCCUGAUCAGCUCAAAGACAUGCUUCUUGGGUUGUUAUAUGGUAUGGCAAUUGGUGAUGCUAUGGCACUGAGCACUGAGGGCCUGAGUGUUGAUGAGUGCCUCUUCUUUUAUGACCCGGAAAAUCUCUCCUUGGAUGAUCGAAUUUCUGAUUAUCUUCGAUCACACUUUCCUCCACAUGACUGGUCAUCCAAUACUGAUAUUAUGUUAUUAACCCUGGAUUCAAUGAUGAGGUGGGGAGGAGUUGUGGAUGAAUUGGAGCUGGCCUCUCAGCUUGACCAGUGGAGAAUUCAUGGUUAUGCUGACCUUGACCCCUCACCUGGUCACCUGCUCUCUUCAUUCAUGGAAAAGGUGAUAACUACGGAAGGCUACUCUGCUAACCCUCAUGCUGUUGCACAAGGUGUCUACAAGCAGGCAAAAGAAGAAAUGUCACGAGGAGUAUUUACUGGGAAUCCAAGUGACAACUCGUGUCUUCCUUCUGCUCUUGUUUUAGGGGUACCAAAUUUCUAUAUGGAUCAUGAAGUUCAAAUGAAUGCAGAAAGAAUUUGCAAAGCAACACAUGCUGACCCAGUAGCACAAGCAGUAUGCAUUUUUUUGGCUCUUCUGGUAGCUGCUAUACUUCAGGGUAGAGCUGCUGGUGAUGCUGCUGCUUUCAUCUGCCAUAUUAAUGACCUGAAGGAGAAAAUAGAAGUGCUUUUCUCUGACAUUAAAGACAAGAAGAGAUUUAAUUCAGCAUUUCUGGUUAAAGAUGCAGCAUCUUUUUAUGGAAGUGAUGUUUUGACUUCUGUAAGUUUAUUGAUGUGUGCCUUGACAAAGGAAAAUUAUAAAUUCAAAGAACACAUUAGCAGAAUUGUAAUGAGAGGUGGCAAUGGAGUGUGUGUUCAUGCAAGUGUUGUUGGGGGGGUUCUAGGUGCUGUGCUUGGCUAUUCUCAACUCCCACAAGAUUGGUUAUCUCAGCUUCCUCCAGAAAACAUUGCACUGAUGAAUAUCAAAUUAAAUUUAUUACUAGAUCUCUUUGGGUUGCCAUAAAUGUGCGAGUGCAUUUUUUAUUACAUGUGAUAGACCAGUGUUAGUUGCAGAAAGGUGUGUGUGUGUGUGUGUGUUUUUUCAGUUGUUCCUCUCAUCAAAAUCACAAAAAAAUAAGUCUUCCUGCCAUUUUCAUUAACUUUAUUGAUAGGUAUAUGAUGCCUCAUAUUUGAAGUUUUAGAAUAGGGUUGAGUAAAUUCGAUGUAUGUCAUAGUUUGAGUGAAACAUUUCCUAAUCCAGAAUAUUCAUUUUGAUGGGUCUAUUUUUGUAAAUAUUGUACCUUAAGAUAAAAUAUUGUUAUUAAUAUAGGUUAUGCUUACCAACAUAUACAGUGUGAAUUGCCUUAAUAAAGUGAAUUGAUUAUU
Molecule: messenger RNA, 2547 nt
Organism: Procambarus clarkii (red swamp crayfish)
Lineage: Eukaryota; Metazoa; Arthropoda; Malacostraca; Decapoda; Cambaridae
Molecular function (GO): protein binding
Source: RefSeq, a predicted model, not a curated record